ACCAACGCCACCAGACGCUGCCAGCACACCUUUCUUGCAUCCACAUGAUCAACAAUUUGCCGAGAAAUUGUGUGGCCACUGCUUGAUACAGAAAGAAUCUUCUUCAAGCUUGUACUGUCUGCAGCGGAGCUUGCCGAGUAACGUGAUUGUCUGCUCUGCUGUCCUUGUCACAGUACCCACGCCGCCUGUGUAAAGGUCUUUCUCAGGACACACAGUUUCUAUCAAUUUUCCGCAUCUUCUUCUCAUUUCUUGUCUCAUGAGAACAAUGGGCCAGAUAAACAAAGAUCAGCUUCGUGGUCUCAACCUCCAGCAGGAUGACAACCGCCCGGAUUACUGCAAUGAGGCUGUCUUCCGCCGCAACUGCCUGCCUGCCAGGUCAUAUCACAUUCCCAAGACUUCCAUCCUCCUCAAUGGCUCAUGGGAUUUCCAUAUGGCCUCAACGCCAACCGAAGCACCAUUGGUUGAGGGUGCGGGCUCUGUAUCUUGGGGUAAAUUGAAUGUGCCUGGCCAUUGGCAGCUCCAAGGACACAGCAAGCCGUGGUACACUAAUGUUCAAUAUCCUAUUCCCGUCUGCCCACCACUGGUGCCGACCGAAAACCCUACUGGCACAUAUAAAAGAUCAUUUUCUGUGCCUCCUGAGUGGCCAAAGGACUCCCAGCUAAGACUUCGCUUUGACGGCGUUGACAGCGCAUACCAUGUUUGGGUCAAUGGCAUCCUCAUAGGCUACGCGCAAGGCUCUAGAAAUGCUUCAGAGUUCGACGUUACCGAUGUCUUAACCCGAGAUGGAAGUGACAACCAAGUCUUUGUCAGAGUCUAUCAGUGGUCUGAUGGCACUUACAUUGAAGACCAAGAUCAAUGGUGGCUGUCCGGCAUCUUUCGAGACAUCCAUCUCAUUGCGAUGCCGUCGCACAACCGCAUAGAGGACUGGUUUUUGACGACAGAUCUGGAUCGAAGCUAUGAAAAUGGCGUGCUCCAUGCAAAGAUCAACAUUCUCUCCAAAGGUACCAGCAAGCUCACAGUAACCUUGACUGAGCUUUCAAACAAGGGCGGAGCCCAAUUGGGCACUGCGUCAGCUACUGUCAGUGAGGGCAAGACAGAUAAUGAUCUUACUAUUGCUGUCAACACUCCUACAAAAUGGACUGCAGAAACUCCGUAUCUCUACAAUGUUCAUAUCAAGCUCGAAUCUGGGGACGACGAACACACGGUUGAGCAGCGCAUUGGCUUCCGCAAGGUGGAACUCAUCGACGGUCAUAUGACGGUCAACGGAACCAUUAUCCGACUCCAGGGAGUAAAUCGCCACGAGCACCAUCCUCAUUUUGGCCGUGCGGUGCCUCUCGAGUUUGCCAAACGUGAUCUGUUGAUCAUGAAGCAGCACAAUAUCAAUGCCCUCCGUCUCUGCCAUCAGCCUCCGGAUCCUCGACUGUUGGAUCUUUGUGACGAACUGGGUCUUUGGGUUAUGGGCGAAGCAGAUUUGGAAUGUCACGGAUUUUAUGAUGCUGUUGCUCGACCACUCGACAUCCCCGAGGAGAUGGACUACGAAAAGCGAAAAGAGUUGGCCUUUGGCAAGGCCGCACAGUUCACCAGCGAUAACCCUGCAUGGACUGCUGCCUAUUUAGACAGAUUCCAAUCUCUUGUACAGAGAGACAAGAACCAUACCAGUAUUAUUAUGUGGAGUUACGGUAACGAGGCUUUCUUUGGUCGAAACUUCAAGCCAAUGCAAGACUACGCCAAACGAGUUGACCCCGGUCGUCUCUUACACUACGAGGGCGAUCCCCAAGCAGAAACAACCGACAUGUAUAGCUACAUGUACGCAUCUCCAGCAAGACUAUUGCGCCAUGCUGAAGAAACUGGUGUGGUUGACGGCAAAUACAAAAAGCCCAUUAUUCUCUGCGAGUAUGCCCACGCCAUGGGUAACGGUCCGGGGCUGUUGGAGGACUAUGAGGAAGCAUUCCGCAGCAACACCCGCCUUCAAGGUGGCUUUAUCUGGGAAUGGGCCAACCAUGGUCUCUGGACCGAGAAGAAUGGCCAAGGCUUCUACGCAUUUGGUGGUGAUUUCGGCGACCACCCCAACGACGGGACAUUUGUAAUGGAUGGCUUACUCAACAGUCGCCAUGAUCCUACUCCAGGGCUUAUCGAAUACAAGAAGGUAAUUGAGCCCGUUAAGCUUCGUGUUGACUGCGGCAACGUGACCAUCGAAAACCACUACAACUUUUUGAACUUGAGCCACCUAACGGCUAUAUAUUCCAUUGAAGCAUUCGGACAAAAUGAAUCUACUCUACUUGCAGCAGGUGACCUGGAGUUACCCAACAUCAAACCUGGUCAUGAUGCUACCGUGCCGUUGCCCAAGUACAAUACUUCAACGAAGGAGGACGCCGACAUUUACAUCACCAUCACCUUGCGUCUACGUCAUCAAGAAUCAUGGGCUGAUGCUAACCACGAGAUUGCCUGGUGUCAACACAAGCUGGCGAGCGUCAAAGUAGCAUGCACCCAAAACACCACCUCCCGUGCCGAGCUGAACGUGACAGAUUCUCAGUGUUCCGCCAUUAUCCAAGGUAGUGGAUUCCAAUUCACUUUCAAUAAAGCACGAGGUCUCCUCACCAGUUGGAAACGUGGCGACGAGGAGAUUCUAGAUAUAGACUCUACAACCGGUGGCGCGCUGAUUGUCUCUAGCUGGAGACCGACAACUGACAAUGAUGCCCCAGUAUCACUGCCCUACUGGCAUAGGUUUGGAGUAGAUCAGCUUACCUCGCAACUACGAUCUCUGAAGACCGGCACUUCUAACGAAGGUGAUUUUGUUCUUACUACAAAGAGCUUCCUUACACCACCCGUGCUAGCAUGGGGAUGGGAAUGCGACAUGGUAUACACAAUCUCCAGCACAGGAGUUCUGUCAAUCCGUGUUGAAUCACUCAAACCAACAGGAACAGUUCCUGAGCAUGUGCCACGCAUUGGACUCAAUCUUCGACUACGAAAGGUGUUCAAUCGAAUCAAAUGGUACGGCCGCGGUCCAGGCGAAACUUAUCCCGACUCGAAAUCUUCUCAGCGUAUCGGUGUUUGGUCUGCCGAGUCUCUCGAUGACCUGCAUACUCCGUAUGAUGUCCCCCAGGAGAAUGGCAAUCGUAUGGACUCGAAAUGGCUCAAGAUCGUGUCGGAACAGCAGCAGGCAUCAGGUAUCCGCAUGCGACGAGUCGCCAUAGACGAUCAAGACGACGAUGCGUUCAGUUUUGCAGUAUCCAAGUAUAGCCCGGCAACUAUUCAAGAUGCCAAGCAUCCUUUUGAUCUUCAAGACGAUAAUGUCACGUUUGUCAGAUUGGAUGCAAAGGUAGCCGGCCUCGGCACCCAAUCCUGCGGACCGCCCGUCGCUGAUGAUAAGUUGGUCAAAUGUGAAGAGGUGCAGUUUGCCUUUGAGCUCCAGCAUAUUUGAGCCAUCAACAAUCACACUACUAUAUUAUUGCAAUAUAAAUGAAUAUACAAUACAAACCUAUAGAGCAAGACCACUAGGCGCUGCCAAAGUGCCUGUUUGUCACCACCGCAACACAAGCCCAACGUAGAAGUCUACCUGCGUCCUCUGAAACAUGCAUCGGAAAUAGCACGAACAUCUGCAUUUCAUCGUGAUCACAUGGAAUACAAAUUCUUUUCGUCCCCGCGUCACCAAAAUUACUGCGCCGGCUACCACAUACCUUGGUGGCCCGCUACGGGAGCCCAGACACUCGCAAUGCGACGACCUACCCCCCACCUCGGCGAACUGAUUCACUCCUAUCUGCACAAAGUUGACAGCUUCCUGUUCUGGAACAAAAGACGCGAGAAGUCUCUCUCUCAGUGUGAUUAGUGACAUAUACCAUGACCCAUUCUCGGCCGACGACGCAUGCUAUAGUGGUGAUGGUGAAAGUCCAAGGCCUUGGCACGCCCACUGUCCACUAUAGUUCUGAGUUUCUGCAGUUGGCCAAGGAAAACUUCGUCCUAUGCUUCGUCUGGAACUGUCUUAGCUUUUCCAUCGGUAAAUUUCGUUUACGGUAGCUCGAAUCGGGCAUGGAGAAAAAUGUCUCGAUGUAAAUUCUCCGGACGGCGGGCAGUCCCGCACGCGAUCUACGAGCGUCUUCAGCAGGGAUAGGGCAUCUCAGUCAGUACUACACGACCCGAACACUCGGUUAAAUGCGAUACAAUUGGUAAUGGGAUGCAUAUUCGGCUCUCUGAUGGCUGCAUCAGAGAGGCAAGAGGCGCUCUUCAACGCAAUAUAAUGCAAGGAAGGACACUGCCUCGAAAAACAAACUGAUGGAACUGAGUCUAGCCCACCGCCUAAUUGCCCUGCAUAACGAUCCUCACAGCUGCGAUUAAAAGAUUUGCUGCGGUUUUCACGAUUUGCGAACCUAAGUGGAAUGCUUGGGUCAUGUUUCCCGCUAGUGCUGAGAAACCAAGAGCUGAGAAUCGCAACACAAAGCUCUUCUAGUGGUGUCCUACUUACAGGCAGAGUUCCUUUUGUGCAUACGACCGGCAUUUUCACGCCUCGUGAGCGUCUGUUGAGCUCCACACACACACGUACUCAAGGAGGACGAGGUCGAUGGCUGUCCGGCAUCAAACUAUGAGGUUGGACAUCCUGGUGCGCCAACGGAGCAUCCAACAUGCACAAGAAGCAACUUCAGAUAGGCCUAAUGCAGUGCACAGGCCUAUUUGAGCGGGCUUGCCACCCUCAUCACCUUCUUCUUGGGUGUGCACUACCCGAGUCGGCGGUCGCCAAACGUCCUAGUGUGUGGGCAAACUGAGACAUGACGGGCAUUCCAGAUGAAGAAAGACAGCUGCGCCUGACACGCCUCUCACGCCCCCCUACGCGGCCAGCCUCACACCUUCAGUCUGUCUUACAUUUAGGAGGGGAGUGGAACCUGGUAGAACAAGAUGGAUGAGCACCAAAGCCCAAAGCUGGCUAUCGGUCAACACCAACAGGUCCCGGCGCUGCUGACCCGUGCGCCCGGGAGGUGGCAACGUCGGGUUCUUUGCCUCCCUAGUGGCUACAGCUUUCUUUUUCAGAUGCAUCGGAAACUUAUAUGGCAUGUCCAGAGGCGGGAUUGGCGCUCGAAAGAGGGGAAGCUUGCUGCAAGGCUCGUCCUGAGGGAGGUGUUGACCUGCGUGUUGCGUGCCAAACACCGGGUUGUCACGGACCUGUAGGCUGUUGUUUUCCCCCAGCAUGACAUGUUUUCUCGCAAGCCAUAAUCAAGGGAUAGCACUUGAUCAACGCCUUUCUUCACAGAGAACCCAUGCACACUGACGAUGACGAUGGGCAGCAGCUGGGACAUAUGUGCAUGAAAAGCCGUUGUCGUCUUAGUGAUAUCUAGAUAGCAACGUGGGUGUUUUAUUCAGAUAUAUUUAUCGCGUUUCGCAGGCAGUCUUAGACAGCAGUGUCUAUUUUAGAAAACCAAAAUGCAGACAGACGCUGCUUAAGCGUCGGCGCUGGCUCCUGUCUCACCGGAAAUAGAGCUUGACCCGAACCAACAUGUGCAAAAUAUUCCGAGAAACACGGGUUACCGCUAAGCCUUGGAAGGUGGUUUAGCCCAAGCUGGUCUUGGAUUCUGCCACUGUCUGCUGGUAUGUUGACGUCCAGUUGGUGUCGUGUCGUGCAAACCGUAGCCGCUGUGGAAUGUGCUGACUCGGAUAAUCCGGUGCCCGACUCUCUCCUCGUAAGGCCGACGGUUUGUCGAAAUUGCCUUGCAACGAUAGUCUGGUCCACAAAACAUAUAACCAAAAAAAAAGUUUUCAAAAUGUGACAGAAUUUACCAUUCAGUGACAGUUGGAGGUUGUUUGCUCUCCGUAAAAGAUCGGGCGCGGGUGACACUGUUAGGUUGGGUCCAAAGCCGCCGACGGUGAGGAAGCGCGAAUAAGGCCGACUCAACCUGGACAUAAUGCUAAAACUCAAAAUAUAUGGCAAUGAUGGGGGAUAUCCCGGCACGUCAACUACAGCGUAGCAUUGCAUUUUCUUCUUUCCGGGGUUCCUGAACCCAUCACAUCAUCGAACGGGCUACCUGCGUUUGGCCAAUCAAAUUACAUCGUUGAGGUGCAAAGUGCGUGUUCGUCACAGUUUGCCGGCGUGAUGUGACAGCCAAUUUGUGAUUCCACAAUCGGUCGCCUCACCGGAAACUCGAGCUAAAUUAGCAGGGGUAGCCUUGUAAGUGACAAUGUUUGGUGCUGCCAUUGGUCCCCCGCGCAUCUCGCCCGCCGAUGAUCUUUUCAGUAUUAGGACAUUUACGGUGGCCAGAACCAAAUCGAUGCCGGUCAUAUUAUCGCUUCGCAUAACCCUGUACAUUAUCAACUCGGGCAGAUGCGGGCCCAGGCUAUCGGUUUCAAGCUAAGCUGGUAUAGGAUGCCAAGGCGCUCGUGUUGUGUGACAUCGGCAUCGCGUUUUGGCAUCAAGAAAGUGUUUGAGGGAUAUUAUAUGCCAAUCAAGGCAAUAUACGUUAGUUUAAUAUCGCAC
Messenger RNA from [Torrubiella] hemipterigena, 6457 nucleotides. NCBI's taxonomy places the organism in Eukaryota, Fungi, Ascomycota, Sordariomycetes, Hypocreales, Clavicipitaceae. The record is from the annotation of a GenBank genome assembly.